Raphanus sativus (radish) is the source of this 1491-nucleotide messenger RNA. RefSeq names its product putative F-box/kelch-repeat protein At4g35120. Lineage: Eukaryota; Viridiplantae; Streptophyta; Magnoliopsida; Brassicales; Brassicaceae. The transcript has a single exon. Bases 45 to 1310 code for a protein of 421 amino acids. The record is from RefSeq and is a predicted model, not a curated record. Gene Ontology annotation, molecular function: protein binding.
AAACGAAAGCACCCAAAAAAAAAAAAAAACUAGUAGCCGACUAGAUGAAUAAUUCUACAAGUCCUAGUCCUCGUCCUUCUUCUUCUUCUUCUCGGUGCCAUGAGCCAUCAUCCUCUCCAUCGUUCUCAUCGGCGGUUCCAGAUGAAAUCGCUGCGAAUUGUUUGGCCCGCGUCUCGAAAUCUCAAUACCGUUCAACCAGCUCAGUCUCCAAGAGCUUCCACUCUCUCCUCUCCUCUCCGGAGAUUUACGCAGCUCGAUCUGAAAUCGGAGCCACAGAGCCUCGCCUCUAUUUAUGUUGUGAAAGUUUAAGGACGGGGGCCACCACCACCACCCGUCGUAGCUGGUACAAUCUCAUGAGUCUCGAUGAUGAGAGAAUCAAAAAAGGAGACGCCUUUAUCAGCGUAAACGGGGCUGAAAUCAAAAUGAAGACUGAGUUGAGGUUAGUACCUGUUAAAGACUCUUCCUUUCACCAUUUAUGUGCUCGAUCAAAAGAAGCAAAUUUAGCCGUUGGUCCCGAGAUCUACCAAAUCGGCGGAAUCAACAAGAAGAAUGGCAAGCGAUCUAGAUCCGUCUGUGUGCUUGAUUGUCGGAGUCACACUCAACGUCGUGCUCCUAGGAUGAGGGUUGCAAGGCAAUGCGCCAAAGCUUGUCUUUUUGAUGAUGAUGGGAGUAGUAUAUAUGUAAUGGGAGGAUGCAGAAGAGACAAAGAGUGUUGGGGUGAAGUUUUCGACUUAAAGUCUCAAACUUGGAAGAAAGAGACACUUCCUAGCCCCCUACUUAUUGGUGGUGAUGAAUUCCAAGUUUUUGCCCUUGGAGCAAAGAUAUACGUUAUCACCGAGUGUAACAAGUAUGUAUAUGAUCCUAAAGAAGGAAGAUGGUUGCUGCUAGACUGGCAUUUUGUGGGUCUAAACCGCAUACUAGAACUAGGUGGGGUUUGGUGCGUUCUAGAUAAUCUAGUGUUUAUGGAGUGCAGCAGUGAUUUGUACUGGUAUGACUUGAGCUGUGGAAAGUGGGUAAUUGUCCAAGGUUUGGAAGAUCUGUGCUAUACCAGGGUUAAUUGUCGUUACCGUAUGGUUCAAUUAGUUAACUAUGGUGGGAAGCUGGUGAUUGUAUGGCUAGUGUUGCCUGAAGCUGUAUCCAGGAGGAAGCCGCCUGUCAUUCCACUAGAGAAAACUUGCUUUGCCGUCAUUAGGCUGGAGAAGCGUCUCACUUCAUCUGGACUUGUUAUCUCGGGAGAGAUUGAACGGUUGAGCUUCUCUCUUGUUCACGGCUCAUAUAAUCCCUUGACAUGUCUAUCCGUCUCGCUUUGAUUAUACUAUCAAAAGUAUCCCUCUCUUGCUUUUAAGUUUGGAGUUGAGUGAAAUUUAUUUCACUUUGUUUUGUAAUCUUUUUUUAUUUAUGUUUUUUUUCUACUUCAUCUUUGUGUACGCUUAUAUAGAUUUUGUGGUUACUUCAAAUCAUAUUAAUAAAGUUUUUUUUGUGCUUGGUUUA